This is a messenger RNA of Symbiodinium necroappetens, 712 nucleotides long. NCBI's taxonomy places the organism in Eukaryota, Dinophyceae, Suessiales, Symbiodiniaceae. The record is from the annotation of a GenBank genome assembly.
GCCCCUUUCCGAAUUUUGGGCAAAGCUCCUCCUUCUGGAAUCCUCAGGCGGAAAGCAUGGAAAAGCAGUGGCCAGAGCGGACAAGAUGCUCCGCUUCAGGCAGCGGUGGUCGUGGCCACUAAGUAUAGGUGUCCGGCAAGUGGAAGCUGCAUUGCGCAGCGGAGCCACGAUCUACCUGCCGCCUCGAUGGCCAGGCGAUUCCCACCUCCUCGUUUUCACAGCACAGAAGCUGAACACGCGAUUGUGCACCAUGCAGGAGUACCAAUUGCUGAUUUUAUUUAUGAUGGAGGCAGCCUUGAGAGACAGCCGUCCGGACCAUCCCGGUAUAACCAUCGUGCUGGACGUGCGGCUGCUCUCUUCCGUCAUUUGGCAGGCAUGCCUCUCUGGUUGGAACGACAUGAGAAGAGGAAUUGAACUAUGCUCUGCACUUCCGAUCAAGGCACCCCAUGUACAACUCAUCGAAGAUGAAGCUCGUUGGGUUGCCACCUCCGCAGUGCAAUUUUUUCUUUCCAAGUUUGGCUCCAAGAUGAGGUCACGUGUUCACAGGGGUGGGCCGCAGGCAGCGAUUGACAAGCUUGGGACGGAGAUAUUGCCGGAUUUUCUUGGUGGGCGGCGAGAUUCCAUGGCCGAGUUCUCUUCCUGGCUGGAGAAAUCACAGCUUGCGAACCCUGUCGAGAUUGCUAGUGCUUCUAUUCGGUCAUCAGCUGCUUGA